This is a messenger RNA of Petromyzon marinus (sea lamprey), 2362 nucleotides long. RefSeq names its product rho-related GTP-binding protein RhoQ-like. NCBI's taxonomy places the organism in Eukaryota, Metazoa, Chordata, Hyperoartia, Petromyzontiformes, Petromyzontidae. Gene Ontology annotation, biological process: small GTPase-mediated signal transduction. Gene Ontology annotation, molecular function: GTPase activity; GTP binding. The record is from RefSeq and is a predicted model, not a curated record.
GAGAGGGGGUAGCUGUGUCCGGGCGCGGCUGUGGCGCCGUUCCGCGACUCGCGGGGUCACGGCCUCCCCUGUUGCUCCUCCUCGCUCGGGGCUGGGCAAUUCGGCUUCCUGCGGUGAGCGAGCGAGCGAGACGGGAUCCUUCUCUCUCCCACACCGAGCGAGAGAGCGAGAGAGCGAGAUCCUUUCCCCAAUACCCCGACGAGAGCGCCGUCUGGCAUCCACAGCUGGAGGCUCUUCACUCUCCUGGCCGAGCGGGUGCCACCCCCUCCCCGAACCCAGCCGCACUCCAAGCGAGAGUCCCCCUCGCUCUGCUCACCCCGCGGGCUCUCGGCGCUCCUCGACACCCGGCGAGAACGCAGCUAUCACGAUGAUGCGCCUGGAGGGGCAGCGGGUCUCGGCGCUCGGCGAGCGCGGAGUCCCGUGCGGGGACAAACCGCGCACUGCGUAAAAAGUCGCCGAAAUCCACCGCGCUCCCUCCCGCCCAAGGUCCCCCAUCCCCCCCUCCCUCCCCCCCCCCGCGUGGAGAGAGAAGCCGGGCGGGAAAGGUUGGAACCGCCGAGUGCAAUCGCGUCCCGACCCACUUCGGUUCGGCUUGGUCCGGAGCGCGCCCCCCCCCCCCGCACGCUGGGGGGUGGGUGGGGAGGUCAAUGGCGAGGAGGGCGGACGCGCGCAGCCUCAUCCGCCUCCGACAGUCGGACGAGGGCGAUGGGGGCCCGGGCGGGGGAAUCGUCGAGGCAGGGUCCACGGGGGUCGCUCAACGCUCGCCCGAGCUGCUCAAGUGCGUGGUGGUGGGAGACGGGGCCGUGGGCAAGACGUGCCUCAUCAUGAGCUACGCCAACGACGCCUUCCCGGAACAGUACGUGCCAACCGUGUUCGACCACUACGCAGUGAAUGUGAAAGUUGGUGGAAGUUGCUAUCUCCUGGGUCUCUAUGACACGGCGGGACAGGAGGACUAUCACCAGCUCCGGCCUCUCUCGUACCCGAACACGGACAUGUUCAUGAUCUGCUUCUCAGUGGUGAACCCGGCCUCCUACCACAACGUCAAGGAGGAGUGGGUCCCAGAGCUGAGGGCCUGCUGUCCCGAUGUGCCCUACCUCCUGGUCGGCACGCAGAUUGAUCUGCGAGAUGCAACCAAAACCCUCAUGAGACUAAAAGAGCUGAAGGAGAAGCCCAUGACUCACCAACAAGGAGUGAAGCUCGCAAAGCAGAUAGGUGCGCACUGCUACUUGGAGUGCUCGGCGCUCACUCAGAAGGGGCUCAAGGCUGUGUUUGACGAGGCCAUCCUGACCAUUCUGCAGAGGAAAAAAUGCAAGCGCUCGACGCGUUGCCGCUGCUGCACCAUCACGUGAGUUGGCCCACGUCCGCGCCAAGGAUUGUCGGCGGAACACGGACAAGUGCAGACGCCGUAGGAGGUGGCAAUUUUUUUGACAAUCCGAGUAGCGCUAAGCUGGAGUUGAAGCUUCUCAAGCCGAUCACAGUAUUUAACAAGAUUCGAUGCCUGCACCGUGAGCAGUGAAUGCUCGGCUUUUAAAAAGCUCUAAAAGAUGAGAAGUUCAUCAAAGGUUGAUUUAAACCCGGGAAAAGAAGACGAUGCAUAGAGCUCAUAUCAUUUUAAUUAAACCCUUGGUAAUAGCCUGUGUGAGUUUCAUUUUUACAAAUUAAACAUUUAAAUCUGAAUAUUUAAAAUAUGGUGUAUGUGUUGUGCUUCUACAUGACUUGACAUUGAUAUAUGUACAAGAGCUGUUGGAGUUUCAAGGUUUUACUUUGACAUCUGAAAAUGUUAUAUUGUAACGUUUUUUUUUAAUCUGAUAUUUUAUUCAGUAUUCAAUUUUACGAGAAACUGUAUGCUCUUUUUACUUAGCAUAUGGCGUUGUUUUAACAGCACAUUAUUUGAGACUUUUUCGAAGGAAAUUAAAAUUCCAUUGGAACUUUUUUCGAUGUAUUUGACAAUAGAGUUUUACAAUGCAAUCAUUUAAAUAAAACGCCCUUGUUAUUUGAAAAUGACGUGAUGUGCUCGUGAAGCGAUAUUAUCGAUCCAGGGCUGAGUGCAUUUAUCUGUGCACAUUUUAUGCAAUGCGAUGUUAAAAAAUAAAUCCUCUAUUUUUUUGUAGAAUCAAAUGUUUUGUGCCGUGGUGCCUUUGAUACCUUUGUAAGGAGCUGUUUCUCCUCGAAGAAGAGCUUGGAAGCCAGUGCAAGUGAAAAUAAAGUUAUAUUUUAUACGUAUCGUGACACUUAUGCGUUUAAAUUUUGAUUUAAAGCUUUCGUGACUGCAGGGAUUCAUCUUCUUGGUUCUUUCGGUAAAGUCACGUAGAAUAGAAAUAAAAUAAUAAAAAUAAAACAUAAUACAUUUUAUUUGAGACUC